Vigna umbellata (rice bean) is the source of this 1751-nucleotide messenger RNA. RefSeq names its product wax ester synthase/diacylglycerol acyltransferase 3-like. The record is from RefSeq and is a predicted model, not a curated record. Gene Ontology annotation, molecular function: diacylglycerol O-acyltransferase activity. Gene Ontology annotation, biological process: triglyceride biosynthetic process. Lineage: Eukaryota; Viridiplantae; Streptophyta; Magnoliopsida; Fabales; Fabaceae. Gene Ontology annotation, cellular component: plasma membrane.
UGUGUACUAUAUAUAUGGUUUCAUUUCCCUGUUGAAGUUGUCAAAUUUCAUAAAAGAUAUACUAUGGAACACCAAAAAGAGGAGCUAGCAGAACCAGUUAGUCCUGUGGGACAAUACUUCAACAGCUCUGUGCUAUGCAUUUACAUCAUAGGAGUUUUAGAAUUCGAAGUUCCAAUAGAUGACUUGCAAACAUAUGCUCUUCUCCAGGAUGUUUUCCUUCCCAUCAAUCCACGCUUCUCCUCCAUCAUGGUCCAAGAUAAAAAUGGAGAGAAACAAUGGAAGAAAGUUGAUGUGAACUUGAAAGAUCAUGUUCACAUCCCCAUUUUUCCCGAGGGCAAAACAGUGGAACAUGACAAAUAUUUCCAUGACUAUUUAUCAAGCAUAGCAAUGGAGCAAUUGCCACAAAGCAGACCUUUAUGGGAAAUUCACAUGAUCAACUACCCUACAAGUGAUGCAUGUAGCACUAUAAUAUUUAAGCUUCACCAUGCACUUGGUGAUGGCUAUUCUCUCAUGGGUGCACUUCUUUCUUGUCUACACCGAGCUGAUGACCCUUUUCUUCCCUUGUCCUUUCCUUCUCUCAAACAAUCUAAACCAGAAGCUUCCACUAAAAGCUUCUGCAGAAAAUUCUCCUAUAUGUUGUCCUCUGCCUUUAACACUGUCUCAGAUUUUGGAUGGAGUGUGUUGAAGAGUAGCAUCAUCAGUGAUGAUAGAACACCAAUAAGGUUCGGAGAUGAUGGAGCCGACUUUCAACCAAUUUCCAUAUCAAGCAUGACAUUCUCCAUUGACCAUAUCAAGGACAUCAAAUCCAGACUUGGAGUGACUAUAAACGAUGUUAUCACUGGAAUUGUCUUCUAUGGAACUCGAUUAUAUAUGCAAGAUAUGGAUUCCAAAUCAAAGAGCUCACACUCCACGGCAUUAGUAUUACUGAAUACGAGAAACAUUGAAGGUUAUCAGUCAAUCAAUGAUAUGCUUAAUACUAAAGCUAAGGGUCCAUGGGGGAACAAAAUUACCUUCUUGCAUGUUCCAAUACCAAAAUUAAAUGAGACCAGAAUUUCUACCCCUCUUGAAUUUAUUCGGGAUUCACAUAACAUCAUCAAGAGGAAGAAACAAUCUUUGGGUGUUGUUCUCACCGGGACACUUUUGGACUUAGAGGGCAAACUGAGAGGACAAGAGGCAGUAGCCAAACGCAUUCGUGGCACAUUGACAAAAUCAAGUGCAGUGAUUUCAAAUUUGGUUGGACCAGUACAACAAAUGGCUUUAGCUAACCAUCCUGUGAAAGGCUUGUACUUUACAUUGGCUGGUGGACCUGAGAGUCUGGUCAUUUCGAUCAUGAGCUACAUGGAAGUUAUAAAAGUUACCCUCAAAACGGAAAAAGACUUCAUAGACGAACAGAAAUUAAAGUCAUGCAUGCAAACUGCAUUUGAGAUGAUUCUCCGAGCAGCUAUGGAAAUUCCUCUCCAAACAAAACGUUAGAGUUCUCCCUCACCAAAUCGUUGUAAUCAGCUUGGAGCUGCUUAAUACGAAAUCAGAGAGAGAAAUUUACAUAUUAUUUCCCAGGAUUUAUCAACGCCUUCAAUUGCUAUUCCAUUGAAUUUGUCGUGUGUAUGUUAUGGAAAUUAACACGAAGCCCACCUUGGGAUCUGUCGUGUAUAUAUAUAUUUUCUUGCUCUAUCUGUCAGCAGCGAUGGUUAAAACUACCAUGGCUAUGGUAGUUUUGCUGAACAGGAAAAUCUCACCUACGUAAUCGUUGA